Trichomycterus rosablanca is the source of this 3106-nucleotide messenger RNA. RefSeq lists its product as uncharacterized. Gene Ontology annotation, biological process: protein transport. The record is from RefSeq and is a predicted model, not a curated record. The transcript has 11 exons. Gene Ontology annotation, cellular component: plasma membrane; cytoplasm. Bases 1840 to 2934 code for a protein of 364 amino acids. NCBI's taxonomy places the organism in Eukaryota, Metazoa, Chordata, Actinopteri, Siluriformes, Trichomycteridae.
CAAAGGAUGCAUGUGAGAUCGUAUGAACGUCUUUUGUGUUCUACCUUAGGGAGGCUUUCAAUAUCACCUGAUGCUGGCUUGAGUUCCAUGGUCAACGUCUGAGAAUUUGAAGACGUAGCAUGAGAUGUGAGAUUCGACACCAAUGCCUGAAGGUAAAAGCACAGUAAAGAUCCCAGAAAACACUGCAAAAGAGGACAUUCACAAUCUAAGAUCAACUGCUUUCAGCGUUGUUAGUCAUUCAUGAUGAUUCGCUGUGCUGGAUGCCAACAACUCACCACCACCAAGAGUGCAGGAACCCAGGCGGCUCUCCCAGCGUGAUGUUCUUCUCCCAUCGGAUCUGCCAGUCAAGGUCGCAGUGGAAGUGGCACCACCUGGAAACACUAGGCGCAGGGCAGGAAUAUGCCUUAAAGAGGGUGCCAGUCCAUCACAGGCCUGCAACACAUCCCAAAGUUCAGUGCGUAAAGGCCAAUGGCGCAAGCUUAAGCUGAACGCCUGUGAUCUUCGAUACCUCAGACGGCACUGCAUCAAGAACCACCACUCAACAAUAGCUGAUAUAACCACAUGGGUGAGGGAUUACUUUGGCAAACCUUUGUCAAGCACUACAAUACAGAGUUACAUGCAGAAAUGCCACUUAAAACUUUACUGUGCAAAAAAGAAGCCUUACGUUAACCAUGUCCAGAAGCGGCGUCGACUUCUCUGGGCUCUGAGGCAUCUAGGAUGGACGCCGUGUGCUCUGGACCGAAGACGAAAAGCACCAUCCAGACUGUUAUCAGCAACAAGUCCAAAAGCCAGGGUCUGUCAUGGUAUGGGGCUGUGUCAGUGCCCUUGGCAAAGGUAAUUUACUCUUCUGUGAUGGCAGCAUUAAUGCAGAAAAGUACAUUGAGAUCUUAGAGCAACAUGUGCUGCCUUCGAGACGUCAUCUUUUCCAAGGACGUCCAUGUACUUUUCAACAAGACAAUGCAAAACCACAUGCUGCACACAUUACAAAGGCGUGGCUGCGGAAGAAGAGGGUACGGGUACUGACCUGGCCUGCCUGCAGUCCUGACCUGUCCCCAAUAGAGAAUGUGUGGAGAAUUUUGAAACAAAAAAUGCGACAACGAUGACCCGUACUGUUACACAUCUUAAGACGUGUUUGCAGGAAGAAUGGGACAAAAUAAAAGCUGAAACACUAAAUCACUUGGUCUCCUCUGUACCAAAACGUCUUUUAAGUGUGGUGAAAAGGAAUGGAAACAUUACAAAGUGGUAAAUGCUUUGGUAUGUGUUGCAGGCCUAAAAUGCAGGAAUGGAUGUUUAUUAAUAAAUGAAAUUAAGUUGAGCAGAUAAAACAUAAAAUAUAUCAGGUUCAUCCUGAAAUUAAAUAAUAGUCAAAGUAAAUGUAAGAAACUCAGCAUUUUCCAUGCUGUCCCAACUUUUUCUGAUUUUUAAAGUUUAAAAUUUCUUACAAUAUCAAUGAAAAUGUCUUAGUUUAAGUGGUCUAGACAUAUGUUCUCAAAGCUGAAGCAGCACCAUGUAGAAGGAAAUUUGAUCAAAACCUAAUUGGGAAUAUUAUGUUGUGGCGAAUCUUAAUGUAACACACAGUACAACGUUAAAUACAGUACAACGUUUUCUUCAAACUUGAAGCUUGUGUGUUUGUUGGGUGGCUGCAGAAUAAUUGUUUUGCAUGACAAUGACGAAACGUAGUUAGACUUUGCUUAGACUCAUUUUAAAACCAAAUUUUUUCCAGUUCCUCAGUUUAUUUAUACAGGAAGUACUGAGGCGUUUUGAAGACUACAUCUAUCUACAUUAGAGCAGUGAAGUACGGCGGGAUCCCCUGACCUGCAGGUGCCACCAGCAGCAGCCAUGGCAUUUUCAGUGAGGAACCUGUCAAUAACUAUUGAUCAGAUCAAUGAAAACAAUACGUUCAGGACUGGGGACUGCAUCUCAGGAACGGUGAAUUUAGAGUUGACGAAGGAAAUUCACAUCGACAGUUUCUGUAUCAAAGCUAAAGGAAAAGCGUCCGUAUUGUGGUCUGAGAAUUACGGAAAAGGGAACGUAACUGUUUACGACGAUAAAGAGACAUGCUUUAAAUUAGCCCAGUACUUCGUUCAACAACAGAAAAAUCAAGAACGUGACGGAUAUGCACUAUUAACGAAUGAGACUGGGCAGUCAUACCCAGAUGUUGUCAGGCCUGGAAUCCACGUUUACCCUUUUACCAUUCAGCUUCCCCACCAAGACAUGCCUGUAUCCUUCAAAGGAUCCCAUGGAAAAGUGGUUUACUUUUUGGAAGCUAAGUUGUGUAGGUCAAAGUGGAUUCAGUGCAAGGUCAAAGAAUCCUUCAGCUAUAUUCCUCGAGGAGACAUGACUGUACCUGAUCUGACGAAGCCCCAAUAUGCGAACAAAGAGAAGAAAAUGAGGUUUUUUACAUCAGGGAGUGUGACCAUGAAUAUUUUUACUGAGAAGAUGGCUUAUCAGCUAGGAGAGGAGUUAAAGGUGAGGAUAGGCGUGGUGAACAAUUGCUCUCGCUCGGUCAAACCCAAGUUUUGCUUGUACCAGAAGCAGAGCUUCUUUGCGAGGAAGAAAAGAAAACUGCGCAUCAAAGAGCUGUUGAAAAGAGAAGGUAAACCCAUUGAGCCAUCGACCACUCAGACGAUCACCCAAGUAUUAAAGAUACCCACAGAUAUUCCUGUUUCCAUCCUCAACUGCAGGAUUCUCAAAGUGGAGUACAAACUCAAGGUCUACUUGGAUGUGAAAUUUGCUUCUGAUCCAGUAAUCAAACUGCCAGUGGUGCUUUUUCCUGCUUCAGAGUCCCAGCAAGCUAUAGGUGUAGCAUCAACAGAUGUGUGUGCUAGAAUUGAGUCCUGGACCAGCAAACAGGAAGAAUUAAACACAUCUGCUCUCUCAAUUUCUCCUCGACAUACCAACCAUGGAACAUACCAACCGCUAAAAGAGACGUGAUUAUGGACAGUUUAAUUUACAUACACAAUCCCUGUAUAAACAAACCCCAGUUUAUGGAUGUGAAAAAGAUAUGUAGAUGAUGUAAAGAUUAGAUUUAAAAAGUCCUUAAGUGGGACUUUUGUGCCUUCAGGGAAUAAAAGUUUUUUGCCUAGAGAAAUGGGUAGAAAUGGAA